Mustela erminea (ermine) is the source of this 3132-nucleotide messenger RNA. It is a transcript of the gene TMEM44, whose product is annotated as transmembrane protein 44. The transcript has 11 exons. Lineage: Eukaryota; Metazoa; Chordata; Mammalia; Carnivora; Mustelidae. The record is from RefSeq and is a predicted model, not a curated record. The coding region runs from base 236 to 1639 and encodes 467 amino acids.
CGCUGGGGGGCGGCCUCCGGCCCGCCGACCCCCGACAAUAGCGCGCCGGGUGGGGAGCCGCGCGGUCCCGGAAACUUUUCCCCCCGCGCCGCCGCCGCCGCCAGCGCCCAUCUCCUGGCCGCCGCCGUGCGCUCAGCCGGGGUCGCCGCCGCCGCAAGGGGCACCAGCCGGAGGAAGGGGGCGAGGGGCGGCCGUGCGGGAGGCCGGGGCCCGGGCCCGGCGGAACGGGAGAGCCAUGGGGGAGGCGGCCAGCCCCGCGCCCGCGUCCGCGCUCUGGGACUGGGACUACCUGGACCGCUGCUUCGCCCGCCACCGCGUCUGCAUCUCCUUCGGCCUGUGGAUCUGCUCCUCCUCCUGCUGGAUCGCCGCCCACACGCUGCUUCUCUAUCUGAGGUGUGCGAAGAAAUCCGGACAGGACCAGUCAGUGCUGUGCGUUGCCUGCUGCCUCCUCACCAGCCUGUGUGACACCAUCGGGGCCAUUCUGGCCAGACAGCUCACGAUCCAGGUAUUCACAGGUGCCUACCUCGCCACUGCUGACUUGGUGAACUUUGUCUUCAUCCUUUUCCCCAUCUGCCGCUGCCAGUGGAAGUCUCGUCGCGGUCGAGGCUCCCAGGAGAGGACAAGGAGGCAGCGGCUCAGGGCCAGUGUAUUUGCUCUGGCCCUGCCACUGAGCCUGGGACCAGGCUGGGCUCUCUGGGCCACCACCCCAAAGGCCUCAGGCCCCAUCCGAGGGUCCCAGCGGAGGCUGCUGGAAAGCCUGCUGCAGGACAAUACUGAAGUCCUCGGCUACCUUCUGGGUGGCAUUGCUGUCUUUGGCUCCUGGGCUUCCCGGAUCCCCCCGCUCUCCAGAAUCUGCCAAGGUAAGGCGUUUCCCUCCAUCCACCUGUGGACCCGGCUCCUGUCGGCCCUGGCUGGCCUCCUCUAUGCCUCGGCUAUCGUGGCCCAUGACCGGCGGCCUGAGUACCUGCUUCGGGCCACGCCCUGGUUCCUGACCUCUCUCGGUCAAGCUGCACUGGACCUCUCUAUCAUAUUCCUCUCCUGGGUGAUGAAGAGCAAGAUGAGACGGGCCUUGGGAUUUGCCCCGGAAGCCAGAGAGAGCCCGGACACCCAAGCCCUCUUGACCUGCGCAGAGAAAGAGGAAGAAAGCCAGGAGAAUUCAGACUGGGUGCCUCUCACUACACUUCCACCCUGCAAAUCACUCAGGACAAUGGCAGCCAUCAGUCGCUACUUGGAGCUGACCAUCGAGCCGGUGCAGCAGGCAAGCUGCAGCACCACCAGGCUGCCCGGCGAUGGACAGAUGAGCCCCGGAGAUGCCACCCUGCAGGAGCCCCCCUCGUACCCUCCCGUUCAGGUCAUCCGGGCCCGCGUGUCUUCCAGCAGCUCCUGCGAGGUCUCCUCCAUCAACUCGGACCUUGAGCAGAAGUAUUGGGAAGCCCUAAACUCGGAGCAGUGGGACCCUGAAGACGUAAACCUUGAAGGGAACAAAGACAACGUAGACAUGCUCGGAUCCCAGGCACACAGGGGCUCCAUGGGGCCAGUGGUCUUGACGUCUGACGAAGAACACCUAAUGCAAGGCCAUCAGCUCAGAGCCCUCAGCCAAACGUUUGUCAGGAACGGAGCAGGGAUCAACCUGCAGUGACCCCCAUGGCAGGCAUCUCAGCUUCUGCAGAGGUGGCUCCUGAAAGUGAGGAGCUGGGUGUGGUCACUGAGCUUGGCUGCUCUGCGUUGUGGCUCAGAACAGAGCGAAGACUCUGGGUCCUGUGGAUAGACCUGGGCAUGCGCAGUUUGGUCUGAAGAUCAGAAGUUCACAGACCACUCUUGCUUUGAAGUAGAAACUUUCAUCUACUGGGCCCUCUCUUCCUUUUCCCUUCCGAUUCAGCCAUCUUCCACAUCUCUGCUAGGUGCCAGGAAUGAGUUCAUCUAACAAGCAGCUCCUAUGUUUGGAUCUCCACGGACCCCCAUUCUGCAAGUCCUGGCUACGCCCAGGAGAUGAGAAGGGUGGGCCCGUAUGCAGAUCUAGGACACCCUCACCAGUACUGAUGGGACCUGGCUCCCAUCAAAGUUUUCUGCUUCUGGAGUUUUCUGCUGGAAGUUGGAGAUGGGACUGCUUGGUCGACCAGAAGUUUGUGAGAUCAUGGUUAUUGAAAGGGCAAGCUAAGUUCAUUGCUCUAGGUACCAGGAGCUGCUCCAACCCGCCCAAGGUGUGUGCUGGCAGGGUUUGCAGGUAGCGGGCCUGUCUGCUUCAGGAGCUAACAUGAAAGAGGCAUGGUGGGAGGUGUUAAAUUCAAGCAUAGUCAUCUCAUUUUAGCAUUAUUUUGAUACCAUGAUCACGGGAGAGGGGAAGGUUGGAGGGAAUGGGGCCGAGGUGGGAGUGAAUAAAUUUACUGGAGUGAGUAAGUCAUGAUUGAGUUGGAGCAUCUCACCGUGGAGUGCAGAGAUGUCUGAAUCCCAGCACAGCCACAAAAGCCAGCCAUGAAGGGAACUGGAAGGCGUGUCAAGAAACAUAGCUUUGCUCCUGGCUGGCCCCUCAGAGCCUGUGUGACUUAGUUUCAGUUACCCAGUUUCUCCAAAGGCGUAGUUUAAAUCCCAGCAGCAUGAAGAAGGGGGUGCCUCAGGAAAGCAAGGAGAUUCCACAGACCUCAGCGGAGAUCUCAAUUUUUUGAGUGGCCUCUGAGCUAGAAGAGAACUUAAAGCCACCCUAUUUAUCCCCUUUAUCCAACUGCUCUGAUUCCUUGGUGUCUUGAAAUGGAGUUUGCCAAAGCCAGUUUUGCUUUGUGCUCUUAACCAUGGAAGCUGUUCUUGGAAAGGAGAUAAGAGUUGGGGUGGAGAGUGCAUUCCGGAAGAAAGCCUACAGAGGACUGGACCCAGGGAGGGAUGGAAUCCAGUCCAGGAAAGAGGAAGCUGAUGUGGCCGGAAUGGAUGGCGCAAUCUGGGCUAGGUGGUGAAGAGGCUGGCAAGGAAUCAGACCACACAGGCAAGGGAGUUAGCACUUAAUACCGUGGCUCAUUGGCAGCCAUGACCAGAACUAGAGUAGGAAGGUGACUGACAUGCCUCCAGUAGGCCACAGCUUUUUAGGAAGCAGAAAUGUAGUCAUGGGCACAGUAUGAACAUGGGGAACAUAUUUAACUGGAG